UACCCCUGUGGGGCAGGGUAUCAUUCUUUCUUGGACCCCAGCAUCUCCCCAGAGUUCCUGGCGGCCUCUGAGCAAUUCUUCUCCACCAUGGUGCCUCCCGGGGUCUACAUGAGAAAUGCCAGCUGUCAUUUCCAGAUGGUCCUGAACGAGGGUUUUGGCAACUCCCCAGCUCUCAGGGUCUGCAACAGCUACUGGCGUCGGGAGAACGCCAACCUGAACAGUGCCCAGGCAGUGGAUCAGCUGCUGCUGGGAAUGGCCUCCCAGAUUUCAGAGCUGGAGGACAGGAUAGUGGUCAAAGAUCUGAGGGACUACUGGCCUGGCCCCGGCAAGUUCUCCCGCACAGACUACGUGGCCAGCAGUAUCCAACGUGGCCGAGAUAUGGGGCUGCCCAGCUAUACCCAA
Ailuropoda melanoleuca (giant panda) is the source of this 402-nucleotide messenger RNA. Its product is annotated as dual oxidase 2-like. Gene Ontology annotation, molecular function: peroxidase activity; heme binding. NCBI's taxonomy places the organism in Eukaryota, Metazoa, Chordata, Mammalia, Carnivora, Ursidae. Gene Ontology annotation, biological process: response to oxidative stress. The record is from RefSeq and is a predicted model, not a curated record. The annotation marks the transcript as partial. The transcript is spliced from 4 exons.